Molecule: messenger RNA, 4356 nt
Organism: Ochotona curzoniae (black-lipped pika)
Lineage: Eukaryota; Metazoa; Chordata; Mammalia; Lagomorpha; Ochotonidae
Gene: PCGF3
Product: polycomb group ring finger 3
Exons: 9
Coding region: 1608-2336 (242 amino acids)
Biological process (GO): regulation of transcription by RNA polymerase II
Cellular component (GO): PRC1 complex
Source: RefSeq, a predicted model, not a curated record
GGCAUAGCGCCUGGCUGGAGGCCCGGGCCGUGACUAGGAGUGUUUGGGUGAAGGGUCGCACUCUGGUUUAGCAGGGCUGUGUGUGUGCUCUGAUUCCCCAUCUUGGUGAGUGGUUAGGACUGACCUUGAGGCUGGAGCUAUGUCCUCCUCUGUGGGUUCUCACUGAGGUUCAGGAAUAGCUUCCUGCCGCCGUGCAAUGUUUGUUUUUGUUUCUGCAGAAAUGCUCACUAUGCCCAGAAGCUGAGCAUGGUGCAUUCUCCAGUCCUGCCAGUUGCUAGUUUAUCAUUGAGUUUAAAAACUGUCAGCCUUUAGGAGUCCUGUCAAACUUGACCUUCCUCCACUCCAGGCUGAUAGGACAGUAGUAGGCCCUGCCCACAUGCGUAAGCCUGGGCUCCCAUCAGUGAAGCUUCAUGAAACAUUAGCUAGUUGGAUGUUUUCCAUGCUGCUGCAAUGCUUGGGUCACACAUGUCACAACUGUACAUCCAUGCUCAGGUCACAUGUUCAUGGUGGAGUGGAAACCCAUGGGCAAGUGGUUUCCCCAGGCAGGAGAAGGUCCUGAAGGGCCCCAUUUCCUGAUGGCUUCUCGUGUGAUGUGGGGGCCACCUGUUUGUGUCCCAGUGAUGGGCAAUCAUAUGCACACUGGUUUCCUCUUCAUCCUCCCAUGAUCUGAAAGCCAGAGCAUUCAUUCUGUCUGCAUGUGUUCUAUAGUACUGCAGGCCAGGAAGGAACCGACACAAGGGGCCCAGGCCUGUUGCAGCUGGCGUGUGGGGUGUGUGUCCGCAGGACCCAUGUUUCCUGUCUGCCAGAUCUUCCCUGUCCCUGCAGUGGGCCUGCUCUCCACUCUGAGCUGCGUGGGCACUGAGCAAUGAGUGGGCUGCACAUGGUGUAGCAUGAGGCAGUCCAUGCACCUGUGGGUGCUGCACACAUGUGCCCCCAAACCCUGCCACUAGGUCACCCUGACACCUCCUCCUGAGGGCAUUUGUUGGCACCUGAAGAUUUGAAGGACCUUGGGGACACCCCAUUUCCCCAGCCUGCCUAUGUGUGUUGGAGCCCAGUUUUCACUGCUGCUGACUCCUGUAGCUGAGCAGGGCUUCAGGCUGUGGGGUUCCCUCGCAUCCAUGUCUCCUUCCUCCUGCUUCUGUGACACUGUCUUGUGCUUCUCCACAGGCCUCACGAUGUAGCAGAAACUCCAGGCUCUCACUCACAGGUAACCUUAUGGAAGAGUACUACUUCUCCCACCCCUGCCUUUCAGGGCUGUGUACCUGCUUGUGGGGGUGCCCUGGCAGCAGCAAAUAGCAGCUCUGUGGUCCUGACAGCUGGACCACGCAGCAUCCACACCCAUGUUCCCACCUUGAGUAGUGUUUCCCGCUGACUCAGGUCAGCAAUAGUAGGGGAAACUGGUAUCUGUGAUCACAUACACGUGUGGUGAUGCAUUGCGACAGGUGCGCAUUUCUGUCUAGAAAAUGGAAAGAGACCAAGGACCUGGAGGAAGGUGCAGACACGAGCCAUUGUGCAGAGCGAGGAGGAGCGGCCAAGUCCCGGUGCUGGCCUAGGCUCCAUGCCCCGGCGGAAGAAAGGACGCACGGCGUCUCCAGGAGAAGCCAAAGAUGCUGACCAGAAAGAUUAAGCUCUGGGAUAUAAACGCCCACAUCACCUGCCGCCUGUGCAGCGGGUACCUCAUCGAUGCAACUACAGUGACCGAGUGUCUGCACACGUUCUGCAGGAGCUGCCUGGUGAAGUACCUGGAGGAGAACAACACGUGCCCCACUUGCAGGAUUGUCAUCCACCAGAGCCACCCUCUGCAGUAUAUUGGCCACGACAGAACCAUGCAGGACAUUGUCUACAAGCUGGUGCCGGGCCUCCAAGAAGCGGAGAUGAGGAAGCAGAGGGAAUUCUACCACAAACUCGGCAUGGAAGUGCCAGGCGAUGCCAAGGGGGAGGCGUGUUCUGCCAAGCAGCAUUCAGACCCCCACCGCAAUGGUGAAACCAAAGCAGACGACAGUUCCAACAGAGAGACAACAGAGGAGAAGCAGGAGGAGGACAAUGACUACCACAGGAGCGACGAGCAGGUGAGCAUCUGCCUGGAGUGCAACAGUAGCAAACUGCGGGGCCUCAAGCGCAAGUGGAUCCGCUGCUCCGCCCAGGCCACCGUGCUGCACCUCAAGAAGUUCAUCGCCAAGAAGCUCAACUUGUCCUCCUUCAAUGAGCUGGACAUUUUAUGCAAUGAGGAGAUCCUGGGCAAGGACCACACACUCAAGUUCGUGGUUGUCACAAGGUGGAGAUUCAAGAAGGCACCCCUGCUGCUGCACUACAGACCCAAGAUGGACCUGCUGUGAGCCCUGGGGCCCCUAGACCUGGCCUGUGCCCCAGGUGCUUCACACAGACCGUACCGCCUCUGUGAGAGUUGGCCUCCAUGUGUGGUGUGGACCUGAUUUCUGAAUAGAGAUUAUUUAUAACUUUUGUACAAGAGAAUUCACACUCUGCAGGACACAACCAGCACUGCGCUCACGAGCGUGAAAACACUUCACAGUUUCACGCGGUCCAGCCGCAUCCAGCUUCACUUCUGGUGCCGGGCUGGGGCCAUGGGGGCUGCGUGCUCCGAAUUCACCUCCUGGCACACAUCACCUUGGCCUGCUUUCUGGGUCAGUUCAGUUUAUAAAUUAGGUUCAUGGUAAGCCUCAAUGACACUCGUACUUUCCUCGAAUCCUUGCUAAGUUAUUGGACAAAUUCCUUUCUUGGUGGACAAAUUCCUUUCUUGGUGAAUUACAGUGUUUAUGUUGCCUUCAGCUUCCUGGAGACUUAGGCAGUGUCUAAAAGUUUGAUUUUGAAGCAAACCAAAAGAAGUUUCCACUGAUCCCAUGCCAGCUGCUGCCCUGCCCCUCAGCAUCCAGUUAUGUGGGGUUCGAGGCCACAGGGCCCCAAGUCAUAGGGUGGGCUGGCUUCACUGUCCACUGGGCUGGCUCCAUGCUGGCUUGCAGAACCAUUCUUGCUUUCACACACGACUUAGGAACUGGGGUGCCCCCUGCUUGGUCCUAUGGCUUAGCUUCCUACGUGUUCUUUCCCCAUCUUUGCUUGGCUGAAGAGAGAAGUGAGUUGAGUGGGUACACCCAGGGGCCCUUGGAUUCCUGUGGACAGGCGGGCAGUGGGAGCAACAGCUAAGCCACCUGCUGGUUGUAGGUCCUUUCUUCUCCCAAAUGUUACACAUCCUCGUUGUGCACACACACAUUGGUUCCUUGGACCAGGAGGGUGUGCAAGGCAGGGAGGAGGACGUGCAACUGAGCGCUGUCACCAGCCCCGCCUUGUCCUAUUCAGGGCUUAAGCUUCAGGCUCCUCUUCUGAACUUCCUCCUGGGCCAGGGGCGUGAGCACAGGUUGCUGGGCAUUCGUGACUGACACGUUUGCUGAGCGUUUCUUGCACAUGCUUUGGAAGUGGUGGCUGGGCUCAUGGAACCUCCGUACUCCUCCAGCUCCCUAUGUCUCAGACACCAAAGCUCGGGAGAGGCUGUGCCUGAGACCCCCAACCUUAGAGAUGAUCAAACCUUGGCCCAGUCCCAGCGGUUUUCAACGCGAGGCCUUGUAAACCGUCUGCAUUGUGUUUUGGGAAUUGGACAAAAUGCCUCUCUCUUUAAGCCCGUGGACUCCCAGGGUUGUUUGAGUUUCGCUGUCCUCCCAGUUGUUUCUCAGAUUGCUGUACAAGGGUUCGUGAGUGUGUGUGCGUAACUAUUACCUGUCUACCUCAAAACGCCCGCUGCAAAGCCUCCUGGGAGUGUCCGUUACCACAGGGCAGUGGUUAGUGCAACACUAGAAGGGGAGACGAGCCUCCAGCCUCGGGCUCCCAGUCACACUGACCCAGUUCAGCCCCAGGUGUCCUGUGUAAUCUUGUGGUGUCUAUUUGUAACUCUGUAGCUACCUUUGGAAUCACUUGACUUUGCAAUGGUGCUAAGUUGAUACAUUUAAAUACACAGAGAGAUGGGAAGUCUCAAGGCUGCCGCUGGGCUCUCCUGCUUUUGUAAUCUCGUUAACCUGAUACAGCCUCAGCAGCACAAGUACCUAUUUUUCUAAGAUUUCACCUGCAGACUGUCUUCCUGCAGGACCACGUCCCCGGCGCCUGCCGCCCUUCUUGGUUUGACUCUGUAGCCUUACGCAGUUUGAGACUGGAGCGUAAUGAACCUGCCAUCCCAUGGAAGCUUCCGGGAGGUCUGGUUUCAUUUCUGGCAAGUUCUCAUUUGACAUCACAAAGCCAAUUUUUUUUUUUUCCAGCAUGAAAGCUAGGAUCAGUCACUGAUUGCCUCCUAUUGAGUUUCCUUCUUUCACAGAUGGAGUUACUGUGAAGUGUUUUUCACGACGUUGAUGCUGG